Argentina anserina (silverweed cinquefoil) is the source of this 1176-nucleotide messenger RNA. Its product is annotated as transcription factor DUO1-like. NCBI's taxonomy places the organism in Eukaryota, Viridiplantae, Streptophyta, Magnoliopsida, Rosales, Rosaceae. Bases 79 to 1176 code for a protein of 365 amino acids. The record is from RefSeq and is a predicted model, not a curated record. The transcript has 4 exons.
UUCACGCAGAGAAAAAGCAGGAGAAUGUGGGCUAUAUCGUGGGAGAGGAGAGUGCAAAGGUGACGGUUAAGCCUUGAAAUGGAGACACAAUUGCACAAAGGCAGACACACUCGCACAAACUCGGACAAAAUUGAUAUUGGCAGUGUUGUUAUGAGUCCAAGAGUCAGAGAACAGAGGAAGCAUGAAUUGGAAGGCAAAAGAGAAGAAGGAAUAAGAAAAGGACCAUGGAAAGCAGAGGAAGAUGAAGUGCUUAUCAACCAUGUGAAGAAAUGUGGCCCUAAAGACUGGAGCUCCAUUCGAUCCAAAGGCCUCUUGCAGCGUACCGGAAAGUCGUGCCGUCUCCGUUGGGUUAAUAAGCUUCGUCCCAACCUAAAGAAUGGGUGCAAAUUUUCAGUAGAGGAGGAGAGGGUGGUGAUAGAAUUGCAAGCACAAUUCGGGAACAAAUGGGCAAAAAUAGCAACCCAUUUGCCAGGGAGAACCGAUAAUGAUGUUAAGAACUUCUGGAGUAGCAGGCAGAAAAGGCUGGCUAGGAUUUUGCAAACAUCAACAUCAGCAGUUACACCCUCCAAAUCACACAAGAACAGAAGGGAAAUUCCAGUUUACCAUGACGAGGUUCCCAUUGUGGAGGUGUCAGAACAUAGAGAGAGUCCGAAGCACUCCUUUUUCAAAGAGAUUCCCAAGUUCAGUUGUUCAUCAGAGCGUGAAUCAUCAUUGCAGGCUGCAUCAUGCUCAUCACCUUGCAUUGGGAACUCUGAUGCACUCCAAAUGGUGCCAGUUUCAGGACUUCUUGACUCGAACUUGCUUGGUUUUGAAAAAGGCAACCCUGUUCAGCAGGAGCUAGAGCUUGCUCUACCUGAGAAGAAUCUAUGGAUUGAGUCCCAAUCUCUAAUUCCUUUCCUAGGGAACCCACAACUGCAAACAGAGCUUGAAUACUCAUCAGACACCCAUGAACUCCUGAAACUUGACUUCGACAUGUUCACAACUUUGGAGGCUGAACUUGGCAAACAACUUGACAUCGUGCCGCCAUUUCUUGAGCCAGUUGCAAGCUGCGGAAAUGUUGAGGGGGAAAAGAUUGACAACCCAAUAACCCCGGAUUGUGUGUUCGAUGACUUUCCAGUUGAAAUGUUUGAUCAAAUCGAGCCACUGCCAAAUGACUCCAAUUCAUCUCAUGAUUGA